Aspergillus puulaauensis is the source of this 1440-nucleotide messenger RNA. RefSeq lists its product as uncharacterized. The coding region runs from base 1 to 1440 and encodes 479 amino acids. The record is from RefSeq and is a predicted model, not a curated record. Lineage: Eukaryota; Fungi; Ascomycota; Eurotiomycetes; Eurotiales; Aspergillaceae. The transcript has a single exon.
AUGGGUAACCGAUUUGUUAAUUAUCUGAAGAAGCGCCUGCCCGUGUCCCGUCGGCAUCGAAAGCCAAAACUAGGAGGGACCAUCGGAGUCCUUCCUCCAGAACUAGUUGAGGCAAUAGCAAAGUACCUGAACGCAAGGGAUAACUCGUCGCUCCGACUUUGCGGAACAUACAUCACGGCAUGUACUUCCAACCACUUCGAAAAGACCUUUCUCUCAGUGAUCCAUACAGACCUAAGCGUGGAUUCUUUGCAGAAACUGGACAAAGCGUCCCAGGACCCGCACUUUGCGUCUAGGAUCCAGACAGUGGAAUUUAGCAGGGAGGAGCACAUGAGCUUCGGCGCAGGAUGGGAGUGGAGGCGAGACGGUCCCAGCGAUGCAGAGCACUCUUUUCCACAGGUCAGUCCCCUGAGUCCAACAGGUGAUGGGCAGGACUACCUACACAAAAUACUCGCUCGCCUGGCCAACUGCAAGGCAUUUACAAUUACCGGAAACCCUGUCCGUCAGCCGGUAGGUAGGGGGCCAUUGCGCUAUGAGAGCGUAGAUGAGAUGCGCUCGAGGUUGAGCCCGGGCGACGUCCUGGCACUCCUAUUCCACCUUAUGUGUGCGAAUACUGUCAAUGUGAGGGAGCUCGAUGUUGACUACGAUGUGGCACAUGCGGUGGCCGUACAAGGACACUCGCUAUGGCCGUAUAUUCAAGAACGCAGCAAGGCGUACAGAUUCCCCGACGGUCGAUCUGGGAGUCCCUGGUCGCAGAUCGAAUCGCUCAUUGUGAGGAAUACUGGUUUAAUAGUAAGAUUCCCAGGCCAGCAGAUGCGUACGAUUCUGGAAUUGUCAACGGGACUCCGCAGGAUGCAUAUUUCCCUGGAUAAGAAAUAUGAUGCCGGGGGUUUUUAUAUGUUGCAGCCAAAGUGUAUACGGGAUUGCGAGUUCCAACUCGAGGAACUUCGCUUGGAGAACGGGGCCAUAGGCUCAUACAGCGAUUUUCAGGACCCGACGCCGUUCCAGGUAUUUGAGUAUCUUCCUCAGUUCCUCCAUAAAUUCCGAGGCACGCUGCGCAAGGUGUACUUUGGGAAUUUGACGAUGAGGUUGGAAGGUCCUGGGUGGAAGCCCAUUCUUGAGUAUAUCAGGGACAAUCUCACCACGCUGGAGGAAAUCACUCUUGUUGAUUUGGCAUUUUCAGUGCCAAUUGAUCCAUGGCCGCAGUCUAAGAAGGUCGCUGCACUGGACUUCCCCGAACUGUCUAUCAACCCCACUGUGAAUGGAGUAACUGGGUCAAAGUUUACUUAUUCCUCCUAUACUUCCUGGCAUCAAGAUGGUGAUAUAGUCACCGGCAGAGUCAGUUAUUCAGGGCCCAAUAUGAAUGCUGCGCUCCAAAAGCUCCUGGAUUGUGCUCAGGUUGGACCGUCAAACGGUGAUCCAUCAUGGGCCUCCUUUCGCUGA